AUGAAGGGGUUUUCUAUUUCUUCCGGAUACAACAUAUGUCCUAGUUUUUGCCAUGUCCUGCCAUUCUUCUCAAAUUCAUUCAACUUGGCUGUUUUUAUCCCUCCCAGGGACCUCCUUCUUCCAGAGCACUCCUUCUGCAGUGGUUCUUAUUUGGAGGCGCGAGCUGGAGUCAACUCGACUGCCUCUCUUCUGACUCGUCUUUGUGCCGGACUCUCCACAACCUCAUUCAACAGACAAAUCGCCUUUACCACUGGCUCAUUGCCCUACGCUUCUUCCGCAUUCUUGUCACGCCGGGCCGAGGAUGCCCCAAUUACAUCUGCCCAUCGGUUGGAUCUCGACAGAUCGACCAAUUUAUGGCUAAGAUUCCGCUCAGAAUCUGGAACAACUAGUCGAUUCCGUUUGGAAUACAACAAAGGUUAA
Protopolystoma xenopodis is the source of this 420-nucleotide messenger RNA. The record is from the annotation of a GenBank genome assembly. Lineage: Eukaryota; Metazoa; Platyhelminthes; Monogenea; Polystomatidea; Polystomatidae.